Molecule: messenger RNA, 893 nt
Organism: Paramecium octaurelia
Lineage: Eukaryota; Ciliophora; Oligohymenophorea; Peniculida; Parameciidae
Source: the annotation of a GenBank genome assembly
AUGAAAUCUAAUAAAUUUAGUUAGAGUCGUUUUAAAGAGGAAAAAUAGAGAUGUAAAAUGCUAUAUUCAUCACUCUAGCUCGAAGUUUAAAUGCAUCACACUAUUUUGUUUUCUCCGAAGUUCCAAGACAUAGAGUUUCUCAAGCCUCAAUUUUAAAAACAGAAGGCAAGGAAAUUAAAAGACGAUUACUUUUUUAUCAUAAAACAGUGCUUAUUGAUAAUUUGGUUAGAUACACUAAUAAGCAGCAAAAAAAAAAUAAAAACUUCAAGGAAAAAUUAUAUGAGAUGGAUUAUUCUCGACAAAGAAGAUUGAGCUGCUCUUGUAAUGAGUGUGGCAAAAGGUCAGCAAAGAUGAACAAAUUCCAUAAUGUUUGUGAGAAUUAUGAACAACCUUCCAAAGAAUUCUGGUCAAGUUUAAUUAUAUAAUAGCAAUAAUAAUCGUAACUUACUAUUUCAACAAAAUCCUUAAAAUCCACUGCGACCCUUCUCUCAAUCCCUGAUAUUAGUCCCAAAAAGCAACAAUCAAAAAUAUAGAGUCCAAUGUUUAAGAAAUAUAAACGAAAUCAAAAAUUAAUCUCUCCUACUCCAGUUAAUUUGAAACCAUAUCUUUAUGAAUCCCCUUAGAUAAGGAUUACAAAUCUCUAAACUGAAUAAACAUAAUUAAUACUUAAGCCAAUAUCUUUAAGAUCCUCGGCACCAAACCUAGAAAUCUUUGAAUAUUCAUCUAAAAAUAGUAGUCCAAGAAGAGGCAAAUCUAUUUAAAAUAAUAAAUUAGAGUAAUAAAUGUAGACUGCAAGAAAUUUAAAUAAAAGGAUGCUUCAAAUUUGCUACUUGAAACCAUUCUCUGGUAUCUCAAAUCGAAAUACAAUUUUGAAUACAUAAAGAAAAUAUUGA